Messenger RNA from Penicillium digitatum Pd1, 1095 nucleotides. RefSeq lists its product as uncharacterized. NCBI's taxonomy places the organism in Eukaryota, Fungi, Ascomycota, Eurotiomycetes, Eurotiales, Aspergillaceae. The record is from RefSeq and is a predicted model, not a curated record.
AUGAUUUACGCUCCCAUCUUGUUUUUUUCUGGUUCUUCAUGGCAGGCGCGGGCGGUCAACAUGGGGGGCUUCAAACGGGUUAUGAAGCGUCUCAGCCCUAGCAAAAAUCUUAUGCCGAUUGCUGCUGACCCCCCUAUCUGUGCAGAAGCGCCACAAGUCAAUCUCCCGCAUGUGGACACGCAAUUGAAUAUGCACCAGCACAACGGAUUCCUCGACAACGAAUCAGCCACCGAAGGCCAGUAUGGAAACUACAGUCAGGCCUCCUCGUCUCCUCCGAACCCCCCGAACCCUUCCUCGCCCCCUGUCGACACGAAUGGCGAUGCUCCCACAUCAGAAUGGUCAGCAGUCGGCCAUGCAGCGACAGGGAAAUCAGGACGCGUUAUCCACAAUCUCCAGGAGGAAAUAGCACGUUUAACGCGCGAAUGCACGCUCUACAGGUCCCGCGCGGAGGAGUACCAAGAAACCAAUGAAGCCUACAAGAUCCAGCAACAAAACAUGACGGAGCGCCUACGGAACCUAGAGCAAGUCAACGAGACCAGCCUCACCUCAAUUGCACGAAAAGACCGAAAGCUUGAGGAACUGAGAGCGGAGCUCCAGCACGAGCGCAGCAAGCGACAGGGCAUGGAAACAGACGCAAGCCAGAUCAACGAGACGAUGCGUGAGGAGCGAGAGAACCACAAUCGCGAACAAGCCCGGUCACUAGAGAUCGCCAAGCACUACGAGACGCAGUACGAGGUCCUAUCCAACGCGAUGAAACGCGACAAGGUGGAGUUAGAAAAACGCCUCAAUACCAUCUGGGCUGAGUUCACGACUAUUGCCAACGCGCAGAAAACACAUAUACACCACACUGAGCGCCUAGAGGCUCUUGCAGAUCAGAAGAAGAGGGAGUUCGACUCCCUCAAGGAAUCUUAUGAGAAGCUGCUCGCCCAGCACUCUGCAUAUAAGAAACUGAAGGAAAACGACUUCCGCAAAACGAUUGAAUCGGCCAAAUCCAACAACGAUUUGAUCGCUGGUGUUCUGGCUCAGGUCAAGGAGACCGAGACGGACAUGAAAUGGGCGAUCCGGCUCAACAAAAGUCGCCAAAGCACCGAUUGA